This is a messenger RNA of Monoraphidium neglectum, 840 nucleotides long. Its product is annotated as AP2-like ethylene-responsive transcription factor. Bases 1 to 840 code for a protein of 279 amino acids. NCBI's taxonomy places the organism in Eukaryota, Viridiplantae, Chlorophyta, Chlorophyceae, Sphaeropleales, Selenastraceae. The transcript is spliced from 3 exons. The record is from RefSeq and is a predicted model, not a curated record. Gene Ontology annotation, biological process: regulation of DNA-templated transcription. Gene Ontology annotation, molecular function: DNA-binding transcription factor activity; DNA binding.
AUGGAGAAGCGGGCACUGGCGAUUGGAGGCGAGUCAGCCGCGGCCGAAGGGGACGCGCCCGCGGCCGAGGACCAGCCGCUGGUCGCGGCGGCGCCGCCCGACCCCAACGACUGGCUGCCGCCGCCGCCCAACGUCCCGCCGUCGCCGGCGCUCAUGCAGUCGGCGGCCACGACGGCCCUGCAGCGCCUGCUGGGGCCCUCCGCGGCGGUGCGGUCGGCCCCGCCGAGCACGGUCACCGCGGGGCUCCCGCCGGCACACCCUGGAGCGCGUGCGCUGGUGCUGCCCCCCGGCCUCAUGCAGCAGGUCACGGCAGUCGCCGCCAGCCGGACCGCGCCGCCCACUCCCGCCGCAUCGGCCGGUGCGGCAACGGCCGCGGUCGCGGCUGACGCGCCGCCGGGCGCGGACCCGUCGGCGCCGCCGGGGCGUGUGACGGCGCGGCAGUCGCGUGGCAGCAAGGCGAGGGCGCCGAGCGCGGUGCAGCGCAUGCAGCGGCGGAAGAACGCCAGCCCUUCAACAAGCAGCUACAAAGGCGUCACGCGCCACAGGCGCACAGGACGAUGGGAGGCGCACAUCUGGGACGGCGCGUCGCCGGCCGCGGGCAGCGACGGCGUGGCGGCCAAGCCUGGCGGCCGCGGCAAGCAGCUGUACCUGGGGAGCUACGACACUGAGUUGGACGCUGCCAGGGUGUAUGACCGCGCAGCCCUGGCUUUUUUCAAGCGCAAGGCUGUCCUAAAUGUGAGCUCAAACCCCCUGACGCCCGCUCGGCCGCCUCCCGACUGGCGCCUCAGCCAGAUGAACCCCGCGGGCCGCGCGGCGACGCAGCAACGCGCACGCGCCUGA